GUCUGCAGGAAGGACUGCCACGCGACGCGUGGGUACUGCGAGUACCCGGGAGAAUGCAGGUGCCGCCUGGGGUGGGCGGGCGAGACGUGCCGCGACUGCCAGGUGCUCCCGGGCUGCCAGCACGGCUCGUGCACGCGCCCGCUAGAGUGCCGCUGCCAGGAGGGCUACACCGGCAUCCUCUGCCAGACGCCUAUAUGUGCAGAAAACUGCCACAGGGAGCAUGGUUACUGUAGGAAGCCUGGAGAGUGCAGGUGCAAGGUGGGGUGGUGGGGCGCCAACUGCGCCGAGUGCUACCCGUACCCCGGCUGCGUGCAUGGCGGCUGCCGCCGGCCCUGGGAGUGCAACUGCGACGCCGGGUGGGGCGGCAUGCUCUGCGACCAAGAGCUGACGUACUGCCGCGAGCACCCGGGCGUGUGCGAGCACAACGCGACGUGCGUGUCGCUGACGGAGGAGGACGGCACUACCGCUGCUCUGCCCGACGGCUACACCGGGCGCAACUGCGAGGUCGCCACCGCCACUCCGCCGCCCGCCCCAACGCCACACUACGGCCCGCCCGCCCCCCGUCCCCUCCACCGCCUCACGCCCCCUCCACCACCUCCACAUCCACCACCACAACCACCACCACCACCACCACCACCACGGAGCGACAGCAUGUCACGG
Messenger RNA from Gryllus bimaculatus (two-spotted cricket), 660 nucleotides. Lineage: Eukaryota; Metazoa; Arthropoda; Insecta; Orthoptera; Gryllidae. The record is from the annotation of a GenBank genome assembly.